CAUUGAGAUAAUAUAAUAUAUGAUGAAAAAAUGGCGCCAGGAUGCAACAUUCUUUCCUAAGAACAUUUACUGCAAAAUAGCAGUUGGUGUUUUUUCCAGUGACAUUAAAACAUUUUCAACCCCCCCCCCCCUCCCAAGUGACGUGCACUAAAUGUGAUACAUGUAGUAUGUACUGUUAUGUUAUGUUAUGAUGAUGCUAUAGUAUAUGAAGAAGGCUAUGAAAGAUCAUAAUUUGUAAGGUAUAUUAAUAAUGGUAUUGAAGACCACUGCCGUGAACCAUAAUUGUGACUGGACUUUGGCUUGAUAAUACAGGCCAUUAGGCUGCUAAUGCUUUGAACUACUACACAGACCGCUCAGACUGCACCGUUAUCAAUAUCAUUACCACUUCUACAAAACAACUAUUGAGAUAAUGUGUGUGUGCACUGAUGUGAUAAGAUGAUGCUUAGCCUUCAAUACAAGCCUGAGCUUGCUAGUGUUGUGUUGGUAACGCCACUUUGACGUCCUCAUUUUACAAGACUUAUUUGCUCAAACACGUUGAACCAAACGUUUAAAAGUCAAGACUUUUCCAAAUGUUCUAAAGUUAUGUUUGCUCUUAAUGAUGGCAGGUGGGCUCCCAUAAAAACGACUUAAACAAGACUAGUCAAUAAAGUGUUGCUCUUUGAACAUUGGCCAGUUGGCCUAAUUCCUGUAAACACAUUCGGUCGCACAAUAAAAUCCUGGUAAAUUUCGGUUGUUUUUUUUUAUCCAUUCUUAAUGUUUUCAUUAAUUUCCAGUUGUCAAAGUCGACGAUUUUGAUAAUAAUUUGUGAGUAAUAUUCAUUGUCUCUCGACUGCAACACUUCACUCGACUGUCCAUAGUAGCUACGUUAGUUUCAUUGCUCAGCAAAUGAUGAUCAGGGCAUCCAUUUGAAAGGACUGGUAAUUUUGAAGUAGAACUUCCUUGCGGAUAUCGUCAUCAGGGUGUGUGAAUUGGUAGUGGUGAUGGACGUCAAGCUUACAUCCAGUACACCUUCUGAUUACGGGACCAAUCCACGUGAUGAGGAUGACCCGCCACCAGACUACGAUGCCGAGGCAUCGAAAGGUGACCCACCUUCCUACCUGUCAAUAAUUGAUAAGAUCGAAGAAGCUAAGUCUACGUCAUCAACGCAAACGGACUUCGUAACCACGACUGUUAAAAUCAUACUCAACACAGUUAUGGCUACUAUUUGUCUGGCAUUGUCGAUGGCUGUUCCAAUAGCGAUGAUCGUAAUGGGUGCUGUUUACAUGAACGACUGUCCUGCAGAGCGAAUGAUCCCAAUAUACCUAACGGUGUUUGGGGCCGUCUACAAUUUCAAGGCAUCUAUAGAUCUUUGUAAUAGAGCUAUCAAGAGGAAACACAAACGCAGGAAACUGUUUGGAUCUGAUCCCCAAGAUGAGAUCAAGAUUGUGAUUGGUUUGAAUUGGUUCAGCAGACUCAUUGGAAUAUUGCUCUUCGGAUUUUUCAUCGCAGGUAAUGUGUGGGUCUAUCGUAUCUACGCACCCAGUAACAACCCCACGAGUCCAAACUACUGCUACGGUCCACUUUACUAUUUCGCUUUUUGGGUGAUCACCGUGGUGUAUAUUUUGCUGGGUUUGUGUUGUUGUGGUGUGACAACGAUCUUCUGCAUAGGCUUUGCAUUUUGCUUCAAGAUUUUGAGGAAGGUCAAAAAGUUUGUGGAAGCGCUUCGGUCUGUGCGUGAUGCGGCAGCAUCCGCCCGAGAAAAUGAUGCUGCUGAGGAGGAGGAGGAGGAGGAGGACGAAGAAUAAACAAUCCUGCCAAGAUUUCCUCUUUUCUUCAAAAACUGUAGACACCUGUAGUUGCACUUGCAAAGGAGUCUAUGUAAUUAGUGAGGUCUAUCUGGUACACAAAUAGUUGUGUCUUUUUUUCACUGUAUCCACAUAGCACUUUUCAUAAAGAAAAUGCGAUACUAUAAGAAUCGGGUGUUGGUUAUUGUCUUAGUCUGGUUGCUGUCUUUACUCUUGGCUAAUUAACAUUCAUUGCAAGACAAUUGUUUGGAAUAUAAUAUGUACUCAUAACCGAGAGUACAAGUAUUCAAGGCUCUUAUCUGUGAAUUUAAUGAGGUUUCCUUUUAAUUUUUAACAGUCAUAUUAAUGACUCUAUACAUGUAAUACCUUGCUUACAAAGUUAGUACAACAGAGUAUUAAACAUAUUUUUAUGUCCAGUAUAAUUAAACGCCAUUUACGCAAAAACUGAUAAUAAUCAGCAAAAUAGGCGGGAGGGGCACUUGUUUUUUCCCCGUUCCCCGCCGAUGACUAUGUUGUGCCACUCCUUACACGCACUGAUUGGAAGAGACGAGGAAGAAAUGACACAUCUCAAUGAAAAGGGAAAAAAGUGUGAAAAGUGAGCGCAAAUGAUGACUAACUGAAAUUUUCCAUCAGGUAUUUACAGUAUAAUGGAAACAUUGAUGCGUAAACUGUAUAUAGCGGUGUUAUAACUAACACACCGUACCAAUAUCAGCACGUCUGGGUCUUUUCAUGCAAGGAAGCCAUCUAGUUUGAGUAUUUUGCAUAUGAAUUAAACUUUGCCCUUGCUCCAAGCUAGGGUGGCUUAUAGAUUUAUAAGCAAACGUUUGUCACUGGUUCGUACGUGAAGAUUAGGCCGUUACUUAAGGCUGUAGCCUUUAUUAUGUAAAAAUAUAAACGUGAGGGUGACGUCUAAUGGGGGAUAGGGAAUU
This is a messenger RNA of Patiria miniata (bat star), 2713 nucleotides long. Its product is annotated as transmembrane protein 272-like. The record is from RefSeq and is a predicted model, not a curated record. The coding region runs from base 981 to 1784 and encodes 267 amino acids. Lineage: Eukaryota; Metazoa; Echinodermata; Asteroidea; Valvatida; Asterinidae. The transcript is spliced from 7 exons.